Messenger RNA from Lates calcarifer (barramundi perch), 2848 nucleotides. RefSeq names its product syntaxin 2b (gene stx2b). Bases 365 to 1246 code for a protein of 293 amino acids. The record is from RefSeq and is a predicted model, not a curated record. The transcript is spliced from 11 exons. Gene Ontology annotation, molecular function: SNARE binding; SNAP receptor activity. NCBI's taxonomy places the organism in Eukaryota, Metazoa, Chordata, Actinopteri, Centropomidae. Gene Ontology annotation, cellular component: plasma membrane; synaptic vesicle; SNARE complex. Gene Ontology annotation, biological process: synaptic vesicle fusion to presynaptic active zone membrane; intracellular protein transport; exocytosis.
UUGUGGAUCUGUUACGGAUCUUUCACGCUCAUGCGGUGAGAAAUAUCGACACAGUAUAGACCAGAAACGGUGACUUUAGACGUUUGUUUUUGUAGAGCUCUUACUUUUUUGAGCUGUAUUUUGGACUCAGUUUUGAUAGAAUUCAAACUUUAAGAUCUCUCUUCCUAUUUCUUUCGUCUCAAUAACGCUAUUAAUGCAGGCCUAUUGUGUGUAUCAGCUCAGCUCAUCUCUCUUAGACCAUCUCAGCUGUGUCUCAGUCCACAGUAAGGUGGCUCAGUGUUAACUCUGCACAUGGAGACUUAAAGGAUGACCCAGCGGCUGUUUUACUAGAGUUAUCUGGCCGGGAGACGAGCCGAUCGGUGUGAUGAAGGAUCGACUGGCUGAGCUGACUGCUAGUAGGACACAAGCAGAGGAGGAUGUUGCAGUCACAGUGGACAGAGAUGGCUUCAUGGAGAGCUUUUUCAGAAGGGUGGAAGAAGUCAGAGGACUCAUUGAUAAGAUCUCCUACCAAGUGGAAGAGGUGAGGAAGAUGCACAGUAUGAUCCUGACUGCACCCAACCCUGAUGACAGAACAAAGGAUCAACUGGAUGCACUGACCAAUGAUAUCAAAGGGAAUGCCAACGUGGUGCGGAUGAAACUAAAAUCCAUGGAGCAAAGUAUGCCCAAAGAUGAUGCAGCUAACAGAGCCUCUGUUGACUUCAGGAUCCAGAAAACACAGCACACAGUGCUAUCCAGGAAGUUUGUGGAGGUCAUGACACAGUACAAUGAGACGCAAGUGUCCUUUCGGGAAAGAAGCAAAGGAAGGAUCCAAAGACAGCUGGAGAUAACUGGAAGAGUGACCACCAAUGAGGAGCUGGAGGACAUGUUAGAAAGUGGAAAUCCAUCAAUCUUCACAUCUGAUAUCAUUUCUGAUUCCCAGAUCACUCGUCAGGCCGUAAAUGAGAUAGAGUCACGACAUCAGGACAUCAUUCGUCUGGAGUCAAGCAUCAAAGAACUCCAUGACAUGUUCAUGGACAUGGCAAUGCUGGUAGAGACUCAGGGGGAAAUGGUCAACAACAUUGAGAAAAAUGUCUCCAACGCAGCCGAAUACAUUUUUCGUGCAAAGGAAGAGACCAAAAAAGCAGUGAGAUACCAGAAAAAAUCACGGAGGAAAUACAUUAUCCUUGCCUUUGCUCUGUUGAUCCUGCUUGCUGUCAUUGCACUAAUUGUUGGCCUGUCUGUUGGACUAACCAAACCUCCUGUAUGAGAUCUACUGUGAUUACUGCAUGAGAAACUUCUUUGCCUUGCCAUGUGUGGAGUUGCAGGUUUCCUCCUUUUACUCAUCAUAAUAGUCGGAGUCUUUGAAUGAUGGAUUUCAUGGUUCACAACCUCACAGCAGUCAGCUGCUCCUGUAGAGAUGAGGCAGGGAACAGCUUCAUAAUAAGACUGACAGUCACUAUCCAACAGCAUUACAGAGAUGAUCUCUUGACCAGAGUGAAGUAAGUAUAAUGUGUGUGACCCACUUUGCGCCAGUAACAUCAGACCUCAUGAUACACUGUUCUGGAGCAAUUCUUUACGGCUAGAAUAAAGCGUCCUGUCUGCACAUAUCUCUUUUCCUUAGCUGUGAUAUAAUGAACACUGACAGCACAUCAGAUUUAUACACUGGUGUACGCUCUGUAUUGCUGCCAUUUUUUUCAUGUUGGGUAUCGCUUUCAGACAUUUCUUGGUCUGAAGACUUUAAAGGAAUAGUUUGACAUUUUGAGAAAUAUGCUUAUUCGCCUUCAUGCAGAGGGUUAGAUAAGAAGACUAAUACCAUUCUCACGUCUUUACAGUAAGCAUGGGUCGACCCCCAGCAGCCUUACAGCUUAGCUUAACAUAAAGACAGGAAACAGAGAAACAGCUAGCCUUGCUCUGUCUAAAGGUAAAGAACAUGUAACACAUUACGAUUUUUACAGAGGGAUUAUGCCCCAGACUAUUUCAUGGCUGGGUGCAGUAAUUUCCUGAAGUCUUGUUAUCAUUGUCAUUAUCAUUUGCUGGUUGGCAGGGCAAUGAGUGAAGGCUCCAGGAAGUCACUACUGCCGGUACAUCCAUACACCCCCUCAUAAAACUACAAUGUGUCAUUGUUACACUUCUGUUUGUGUACAGAACAAACAAACAAGAUAUAUGGUGGACUGUGGUGGACUGUGAGCCUUAGAGGUGCUGCUGGGCUAAUUUUGUCGCCUUUGGACAUAAACAGUCUAGCUGUUUCCCUUAGUAUCCUGUCUUGGAACUUAAGCUAACCUGUUGGCUGCAGCUUCAUAUAUAUGAAUAUAUAUAUAUAUAUAUAGCGCAUAAACAUGAGAGUGGAAUCAGUCUUCUCAUGUGUUUCUCCCAAGAUGUAAAAUAUUGCUUAUAUUAACUAUUGUAUCAUCCUUAUGUUCUCUUGUCCUUUUGUAUAUCUACUGUAACUCAUUUGAACUGAAUGUAAAACUACUACAGCUCAGGAGUCCCGUAGGAAUAGAAAAAUGUAAAAAUAACAAAACAAAAACAACAUUAUAUGCCCUGUAAGCUUUCUAGUUAAUUGUGUUUCAAUCAAAAGAAAUAUUUUCGGUCAAUUGAAUGGAAUUCAUCAAUUCAUUUAAGAAACUUACAAAAGUGCCUUCUUUAUGUUUAAUAUGAAACCUUAACUUAUUGAAUUGUAUUUAUCACAAUCACUGUGUGUGAUGACUGAAAUAUUAGUUGUGAAAAAAUCAUUUCAAGAGCACACGUUUUCAUUUUGAUACAAUUGAUUCAUUUUUUUUAAUGUUUUUAAGUUAUAUCUUGUAUUUUUAUUGAAGAACAAUAAUUAAGUCAGGUAAUUAAAAAUAAAGUGUAAAAAGUCUUUGCAGAA